Molecule: messenger RNA, 1307 nt
Organism: Ostreococcus lucimarinus CCE9901
Lineage: Eukaryota; Viridiplantae; Chlorophyta; Mamiellophyceae; Mamiellales; Bathycoccaceae
Exons: 3
Coding region: 710-1120 (136 amino acids)
Cellular component (GO): nucleosome
Molecular function (GO): protein heterodimerization activity; DNA binding; structural constituent of chromatin
Source: RefSeq, a predicted model, not a curated record
CGACGCGGGCGACGGCGGACGCGCGAGGGAAGGCAUGCCGCGCCUCGGCGUCGCGACGACGACGGCGCGCGCCGCGACGACGGCGCGCGCGGUGGUUCCGGAAACCGAACGACGAAGACGACGACGACGACGAAACGUCGCGCGCGCGAAACGACGCGGGCGCGCGAGCGAGCGGGGAGACGAGGACGCGGACGACGACGACGCGCGCGUCGAGCGCGGACGCGAGGCGACGGCGCCGCGCGCAUCGCCGUUCGGCGCGCUCGCGGCGCUCCGCGAAGCGUUACCAGAGGCAAAGGCGAAGACGGCGCCCGCGACGGCGCGCGAGGACGAAGACGGCGACGCGGAAGACGACGCGAUGGCGAACAAGGGAAAAUUACCCGUUCGCGUGCGCGCGACGAAAUCUGGACGACGCGGGAAGACGGUGACGAUCGUCGACGGCGUGUUGUACGCCGAGGCGCGCGCGAUGUGCGCCGAGUUUAAGCAAAGUCUCGGCGUCGGCGGCUCCAUCGACGCCGUCGACGGCGACGCGACGCUCGCGAUGGUGACGAUUCAGGGCGAGCACGUCGACUUUUGCGUGCGCGAUCUCGUCGGUCGAGGGUACGCGCGCGCGAAGAAGGCGUAGAAGUCCUUCAGUCCUUCGCCCGGCCAGCCCGGUGCCGAGACCGCGGCGCGGGCGCGGCGUCACUCCGACGCGUUUCGAUCGACCGCGAUGGCGCGUACGAAACAAACCGCGAGAAAGUCCACCGGUGGCAAGGCGCCGCGUAAACAGCUCGCCACCAAGGCGGCGCGCAAGUCCGCGCCGACGACGGGAGGGGUGAAGAAACCGCACCGCUACCGCCCGGGUACGGUCGCGCUUCGUGAGAUUCGUAAAUACCAAAAGUCUACCGAGCUCUUGAUCCGCAAGCUUCCGUUCCAACGUCUCGUGCGCGAAAUCGCGCAAGACUUCAAGACGGAUUUGCGCUUCCAAUCCACGGCGGUUUUGGCGCUUCAAGAGGCGUCCGAGGCGUACUUGGUCGGCUUGUUCGAAGACACGAACUUGUGCGCGAUUCACGCCAAGCGGGUGACCAUCAUGCCGAAGGACAUCCAGCUCGCGCGUCGCAUCCGAGGCGAACGCGCGUAAACUUUCCGUCCUUUUGAAUGAAACGCGACGAAGAGGUUAGAGCGGCGGAGCGCUGGAGCCACGGACGACUCGACGUCUGUAAACGACGCUCACGGGCGUUCGUGGAUACCGCGGCCUGCUCGCCUAAAUGAAUGACGAUCACGCGAAUUGUGUGUCUUUACUUUGUAACACGAAUACGAACAGAAAU